Ostreococcus tauri is the source of this 771-nucleotide messenger RNA. Its product is annotated as 3-oxo-5-alpha-steroid 4-dehydrogenase,C-terminal. Bases 1 to 771 code for a protein of 256 amino acids. The transcript has a single exon. NCBI's taxonomy places the organism in Eukaryota, Viridiplantae, Chlorophyta, Mamiellophyceae, Mamiellales, Bathycoccaceae. Gene Ontology annotation, molecular function: oxidoreductase activity, acting on the CH-CH group of donors. The record is from RefSeq and is a predicted model, not a curated record. Gene Ontology annotation, biological process: lipid metabolic process.
AUGCUUUCCCACGCCAAUGUUCUCACCGGUUGGAUCGCCGUAGGCGCCGUGACGUUCCCGUUCCUCUUCACCGCGAACGCGCCGUACGGAAAGUUCUUGUCUAAAUCGUGGGGACCGACCAUGAACGGACGCGUCGGUUGGUUUCUUCAAGAAAUCAUUUCUCCGCCGAUGCUUUGGGUCGGACUCACGCGCGGUGCGGACGUGUUUGACGAUCUCGGGGGCGGUUCGAUAGCGGACGAGAAGUACGUGAGAGUGUUGACGGUGAUCUGGUGCGCGCACUACGCCAAUAGGGCGAUAGUUUACCCGGCGACGCGGACCAUGGGGGAGACGGCUGUUGCCACGGUGGUGGCGGCGAUAGCGUUCAACGUCUUCAACGGCCUGCUCGUCGGUGCCGAGCUCGCGCACGGGUGUAAGCGACCGAGUGACUUCGUGAUAUGCGUCGGUGCAGCGACGAUGGCGAUCGGAGCGUGGAUCAACAUCUCGUGCGACGCGCGUCUCCGAGCGCUUCGAGCCGGGCGACGGUCGAAACGAGAGUACGUCAUGCCCACCGGCGGUCUCUUUGACCUCGUCGCGUGUCCACACUACCUAGGCGAGUGCAUAGAGUGGUGUGGGUUCGCUGUGCUCGCGAACUUCUCCCCAUCCACGCUUGCGUUCGCCUUCUGGACGUUCGCCAACCUCUUCCCGAGAGCCGUCGCGACCAGACGCUUCUACCGAGCGAGGUUCAAAUCCUACCCCGCGCGCGUUCGCGCCAUGAUACCGAUGCUCCUGUAA